CGGAAUGUUUUUGCUGAUGUACGCGGCUGUAAGCUCCUGUCUCUUGAAGUUGGUUGAAGUAACGUAUUUCAAAUGAAUUAAAAACGUUAGGGAAACUAGGAUUUCCGUAGCUAAUUGGUGGUUAAAGUAGACAAACAACCGCUUAGUAACUGUCGAUGAAAGUCGCGCAUUGAACUUAUUUUUGGUAACAAUGGUUGACUGGAGUCCAGUAGCGAAGAUAUACGACCCGCUGAAAGCUGGCAGCAUCGACGGAACAGAUGUGGAGCCUCAUGACCGGGCAGUAUGGAGGGCUAUGGGUGCCCGCUACAAGCCCAGCAAGGGCGUCCGUGGAGACCCAUUGCUUACUUUAUUUGUAGCCCGCUUGAACCCACAGACAACCGAGGACAAACUGAUGCAAGUGUUCUCCAAAUACGGAGACAUCCAGCAGCUCCGGCUGGUCCGGGACAUCGUCACCGGCUUCUCCAAAGGAUACGCUUUCAUUGAGUACAAGGAGGAGCGGUCUGUUUUGCGGGCCCGCCGGGACGCCAACAAGCUGGUGGUGGACCAGCACGAAGUGUUUGUGGAUUUUGAACAGGAAAGGACCCUCAAGGGAUGGGUCCCCCGGCGGCUGGGGGGCGGGCUAGGAGGGAAGAAAGAGUCCGGACAGUUGCGGUUCGGCGGCAGGGACAGGCCUUUCCGUAAACCUAUUAACCUCGGAGUCGGUCCGAUGCAGGAACGAGGAGGCGGUGGAGGAAGGGAGUGGGACCGACCCGGUGCGAGAGACAGGCAGGACAGGGACCGACACAGAGACGCCGAGUGGGGGAGCAGGGGGAGAAGAGAUGACCGGGACAGAGGCAGAGAGAGGGAUGACCGCAGACAGGGUGACAGGAGCCGGAGAUGAAGAUCACAGAACUGGUGUUUCACAAUGUACUGAUCUGACCAGACUCAAAUUAAGACAGAUGUUUUGAUGACAGGCCAGGUUCAUGCCCCAAGUGGAGGCAUUUCAUACCAGCCAAAGACAAGUUGGAUGA
Monopterus albus (swamp eel) is the source of this 1010-nucleotide messenger RNA. RefSeq names its product small nuclear ribonucleoprotein 35 (U11/U12) (gene snrnp35). NCBI's taxonomy places the organism in Eukaryota, Metazoa, Chordata, Actinopteri, Synbranchiformes, Synbranchidae. Gene Ontology annotation, cellular component: U12-type spliceosomal complex; precatalytic spliceosome. The coding region runs from base 191 to 880 and encodes 229 amino acids. The transcript has 2 exons. Gene Ontology annotation, biological process: mRNA splicing, via spliceosome. The record is from RefSeq and is a predicted model, not a curated record. Gene Ontology annotation, molecular function: snRNA binding; mRNA binding.